GUAGCUGCACACGCAAAGUGAUAAGAGACUGUGCAGGAUGCAAUGAAAAGAAAAAGGGAGGGAAAAGGUGAGAUGGGGGAGUGACGGAGAGAGGUGGAGGGAGGAAGACCUGGAGGCUGCAGGGCAGAGCAGAGAGAGCGGCAGAGGAAGAAGCACACACCUGGAGUUCAGAAACAUACUCAAAAAGUAGUGAAACCCCAUUUAACAAGAGGAUCUUUCAAAUCUACAAUCCACAAUGUUAAUGCGGUCUCAUUCAGAGAGAAGAGCCCUCCUUGGGUUCACAGCCCUGCUGACCCACAGCACUCCAAAACAGAGAGAUGUGACGUCUCCACCUCCCCUAUCCUUCACCCCACGGGAGUCCAUCUUUACGCCCAUAUCUCUUACUUCACCACCUCCCUGGGUGACUCAAGCCCUUUCCAACCUGGAGCAAGGGGAGCAAGAACUGCUGAGCCUCAGCGAGCGACAGCAGGCCGAAGUGGAGGAGGUGAACCGUGAGUUGGACAAUGCUGCGAUUGAAGCUCAGAGAGAGGAGCGUCGCCUUCUUGAGAAGGUCGAGCAGGACCACAGAGAAGCCCAGCAGCAUCUUAUUCAGGUGAAGAGGGAGAAUGCUGCAGCGGUGCGAGUUGUGCAGUCACUUGUUGACCAGCAACUUAGAAAAAUUGGACAACUGAAGGAGCAGAUACAAAGAUGGGGCAGUACCGCUGGUGGAUCCAACAAACAUCAGCUCCAAAGAGGAGUGGCAGAGGUUACCCAACCUUGGGAGAUCUCUCUAACAAUGAAAAGGGUCAGUUUCUUACCAAGCCCUGGGUCCAAGACCUUAAACUUAGGGGAAGUUGAUGUUCGAGAGCAAGGUAUGACCUACCCAAUUGGUGUCUGUGGUGUCCAAGGACAAAAGUGUGCCUUGCACUCAGGGGAUAAAGCAUUUUCAAACAUUACCCCUCUUGAAAUUCGAAAGGAACCACAACCAAACAGAUCUGGGCAAAGGCACAGUUCAGAGGAGAGCAAUAAGGCAAACAGUGGGAACAUGCGUGUUGUCCGGAAACUACGUCUGUCAAGCUCUACGGAGAAUGAGGAUGAUCUCAAAUCACCCACCUUGAGACAUCGUGGUGUAUCUGAAUCAUCUCAAGAUGAGGAAGUAGAGUCUGUGUGUUCAGAAGGACAAGACCUUUUCCUUGCUAUUCCACCGGUCUCCAGUCAUGGAGAAUCUGAAGGUGAUGAAUCUGAUGGCAGAAAAAAUGGAACAAAGAGGCGCUCCAUACUGAAGGGUAAGAGAAAGCAAAAGGCCCUUGUCUUGGUCUCAUGUGAAGAACCAUCCUGCCCGCCUGAAGAAACUGAUGCAAAAAGCAGUUAUGUGGCAAUAUCUCCAAAGACUAGGCGCAAAGGUUCUCUCUCCAAUCAGAGUCCUGCAGAUCUUUCCACUAGACAUCCUCCACUUUCUCCAUACACCCUACCCAAGACAAAGACCUCAAAUGAAUCUUCAAUGGACAGUGGAAGCCCUCCAUCCCCAGUGGACAGUGAGGAUUCCUGUUACACCUAUACUGUGAAUACUCCAGUCAAUGGAUCCCUCAAGCAAGAGCCCUGCCGCUCAAUGUCCACCACUGACCUCUCAAGUAAACUUCGCCCUUUGGUUAAAGGUGACAAGGGCGAGCGCAGAGGAACCAGGAAGGUUAACAGAAUGCGUCUUGCCUCUGAACCUUCAACUCUUGAACAAAGCCAAGGAAAUGGUAAAGAAUGUGACAGGAACACCAUGAGUUCUGAUGAACGACAAUCAAGAUCUCAGACUCGUGUUACACACAGUUUAAGUUUAAACCGCGUGAGCAGAUCUCUGUCCAUGUCAGCCAUUGAAGGAGACAAAUUACAUCAAGGCAAGGAAUCACAGCAAUACAACAAGGGCAAGAAAGAGAGAGUUGUGCCAGUUUUGGGGGAACUGGAGGAAGAGGGCGGUUCAACUGCGCUUGACUCAGCUUAUCUGGUCAAACAGUUUGGAAAACAAGGAUCAGGUCGCACGGACUUCAACCUACCAAGUGGUAUCCAUGCAACUGUCAAAGGGCAACUAUUUGUGGUGGAUUGUGGAAACGCCCGUAUUCAGGUGACUGAUCUCGAGAAGAAUGUUGUACAGCAGGUGUCUCCUUCGGGAUCAGAAAGGUCUUCCCGCAUCUGCAACUACUUUGACGUGGCUGUGAACUCAAAGGGCCUCAUUGCCCUGACCUGUGCUGCUGAACGAGCUGUGUUGGUGUUCAGCCGUCAUGGACGCCUCCUGCAAACAUUUGGAGGCACAUUGAUUGGUUCCACCAACGAAGAGCUCGAUGCUCCUAGAGGAGUGACUGUUACCCGUCAAGAUGAGUUCUUGGUUGCUGACAUCAAGCGUGGCACCCUAACUUCCCUCAAGCUAGACCCCAAAACCGGGGCCAGAUUGGAGCGCACAGUGGUGACCGGGUACCACAGACCCUACCUGGUGGCAGCCUGUGUCACUACUGGGCUCAUGGCAGUAUCCGAACGAGGAAAUGAGACUGGACGUGUCCCAUGCAUCCGGGUCCUGGAGCCUGGUUGGAACACUAUCCGAAUCGUAGGGGUGUGUUCUGGCCUGGGGCCUGUUCUGACCUGCCCUUGGGGUCUCUGUAUUGACAAUGAUGGGGAUGUCAUGGUGGCAGACUGGGGCAAGCAGCACCACCGAGUUCUUUUUUACCCAACCAAAGGGGUUGGGUGGCCUCUGGUGACCGAUAACCUAAGUAGCCCAAGGGGCCUGGCCCUGCUCCCUGAUGGCCGCAUGGUCGUGUCAGACAGCAUGAAUCAUUGCAUCAAGAUCUACUGCUAUAAGUGAAUGUAGAGGAUGACGAACACAGAUAUAGAAAAUUGAGUCAAGAGGGUUGAAUAAUAAUGUAAUAGCAGGCAAUAUCCUUGGGAAUAUAUAAUGUGAGUUUCUCUGAGUAUAACUUACAGCCACUACCUCCUACCUACUUUAAUUUGAUAAGAUGAAGUUUGAUGAGAUUUUAAAUUGAUGAUAGUACUUUAUGCUUUUUUCAUUAUGAUAAUCUGUAGAUGCAAGGCAAAUGUAGAAGAUUAGCACUUUUUUUCUUUACAUCUAUUCAGUACAAAAGAUAAAAGUACUAGUGCAUGCUGUUAUAUUACCCUUGAUUGUUUCUAAUGUUUUUUUUUCUUGAUUAAUCUACAGUAAAGCAUGGUAAAUAAUUAAUGUUAUGUGUCUGAAAUUGUGUGAAUUAUGCCCAUAUGGCAAAACAUUUAAUUAAUAAAUAAUUAAGACAAAUUUGAGAACUCUCAGUGUGAUCAGCAGAUUAACCAAUUUAGUUGGCUUAAGCUUGUGAGGAGCGUAAUGCUUUUUGUACUGUCAAUUUCUCUGACUUUAAAUGAUUAAACUUUGAUUUAAAUCUAA
Molecule: messenger RNA, 3391 nt
Organism: Sebastes umbrosus (honeycomb rockfish)
Lineage: Eukaryota; Metazoa; Chordata; Actinopteri; Perciformes; Sebastidae
Exons: 2
Coding region: 236-2821 (861 amino acids)
Biological process (GO): protein polyubiquitination; proteasome-mediated ubiquitin-dependent protein catabolic process; negative regulation of translation
Molecular function (GO): ubiquitin protein ligase activity; translation repressor activity; protein binding
Source: RefSeq, a predicted model, not a curated record